Messenger RNA from Gavialis gangeticus (Gharial), 1597 nucleotides. It is a transcript of the gene TRIM63, whose product is annotated as tripartite motif containing 63. Gene Ontology annotation, molecular function: zinc ion binding. Bases 416 to 1591 code for a protein of 391 amino acids. The record is from RefSeq and is a predicted model, not a curated record. Lineage: Eukaryota; Metazoa; Chordata; Crocodylia; Gavialidae. The transcript is spliced from 8 exons.
AGCAUGACUCUGUUGACAGCUGCAUCUCCAGUUGCUUUGUCCUGAAAGACACUGGAAAUCCCUGGAACCGUAGCCACGCCAAGGCCUGAACACGUUGUCCUCAGCCUUGUUUACAGCCCCCCCGGCCCUCCAGAGGGGCGAUUGCUCACUCUCACAUGUGACAGGCAGCAGUUCAGCUGGAAACUUGACCCUUCCCAACUGGUUUUGCUCAACCGGGGCCCAUGUGACCCUGAGAUAAAUUAUAAAUAGACACCUAAGAGGAGCCGCAGACAAAGGCAGGAGCCAGGCUUCAGUUUUAGGGAAGGAGCAAGACUUUGGUCUCUGAAACCCAGCCCAGGGGAAAAACCGGGACCGAGCCAAAGCAGCAAACUCGGGAGCCAGCCGCCCCGCUGUGGAUUUAACCCGGAGGAGCACUAUGGAUUACGAACCCAGCAUCAUCCGGGACUCGAACCCCAUGGAGAACCUGGAGAAGCAGCUCAUCUGCCCCAUCUGUCUGGAGAUGUUCACCAAGCCCGUGGUGAUCCUGCCUUGCCAGCACAACCUGUGUCGGAAAUGUGCCAGCGACGUCUUCCAGGCCGCCAACCCCUACUGGCAGAACCGGGGGACCGUCAUCUCAGGGGGCCGCUUCCGCUGCCCCUCCUGCCGCCACGAGGUGAUCCUGGACCGCCACGGCGUCUACGGCCUGCAGAGGAACCUGCUGGUGGAGAACAUCAUCGACAUCUACAAGCAGGAGUACUCCAGCAGGCCCCUGAAGAAGGGCAAGCACCCCAUGUGCAAGGAGCACGAGGACGAGAAGAUCAACAUCUACUGCCUGACCUGCGAGGUGCCCACCUGCUCCAUGUGCAAGGUCUUUGGGGCUCACAAGGACUGCGAAGUCGCCCCGCUGCAGAACGUCUUCCAGGGACAGAAGACCGAGCUGAGCAACUGCAUCUCCAUGCUGGUGGCGGGGAAUGACAGGGUGCAGACGAUCAUCAACCAGCUGGAGGAGUCCUGCCGCGCCACUGAGGAGAACAGCCAGCGGGUGCGGCAGGAGCUGUGUGAGAAGUUUGACGCCCUGGCCGCCGUCCUGGAGGAGAAGAAGAACGAGCUGCUGCAGCGCAUCACCGCGGUGCUGGAGCACAAGACCGGCUUCCUCCAGGCCCUGGUGCAGAAGUACAAGGAGCAGCUGGAGAAGUCCAGCAAGCUAGUGGAGACGGCCUUCCAGUCCAUGGAGGAGACCGGAGGUGCCACCUUCCUCAUGAACGCCAAGAAGCUCAUUAAAACAAUCGUGGAGGCGUCGAAGGGCGGCCUGCUGGAGAAGAUCGAGGAAGGCUUUGAGAACAUGGACUCCUUCAGCCUGGACCUGGAGUCCGUCAUGGAAACCGUGAGGGCUAUUGACUUUGAAGCAGAUGAGGAAGAGGAGGAAUUAAAUGAGGAGGGAGAAGAAUCAGAAGAGGAGCUGUCUCAGGAACAGACAGUCGAUGGUAAGCGGAGGCGGCGGGCUGGCGAGUGGUGCAAACCCAGGGACUUGCAGCCCUCCUGGGUCAGGCCCUGCGGACAGGGGCGCCUGCUCUGCUCCUGCUGCAGCAUCUUGUACCCCGCACUAAAAUAGCAAGGC